GCUCUUUCAUACCUUACCAUUUAUGGUUACAGAAAGCUUCGUAACAAGGGAACUAAGUUAGGAGUUUAGCCACAGCAAAGCAAACUCAGAGAAGUACAGGAAAGGAGAAGGGGGAAAAAAAAAAAAAAAUAAUCCCUUUCAGCUCUAAGUUCCACUGCUAUCACAAACCUGUCAUGUAACAGAAGUUUUUUCAUCAGAGAAAGAACCAUUUCAUCAAAAAAAAAAGAGAUUGUUCAGAUUUCACAACUCUAAAUUAUGUUGGGAAAAAAGUUGGUGACUGCACAGAAGCGGGGGGAGACAAGAGCCCUGUGCCUGGGACUGGGAAUGGUCGCGUGCUCCACGAUGAUGUACUUCUUCAUUGGGAUCACCAUUGUGCCAUUCUACACUAAAAGUGUCUGGACAACAGAAACUGUGUGCAAGGUACUCAAAGCCAACAUCAAGGACAAAGUUCUCUGCCCAAACAGCGAAGGCUCAGAGGAUGAGGAUAUCUUUCCUUAUCCCUGUCUACAGGUGUGGGUUAAUCUGACAGCCUCAGGACAAGAGGUUAUGCUGUAUCAGACUGAAGAUACACUGGAAAGAAAUCCUAAGUGCUCAUAUGUCCCAGGCAAGUCGGAGAACUCUAAAGAAGUUAAAGCACGAAUAGAAACAAUUGCAAGCAAUUUCAAAAAAUACCAGACUUUCCCAUGCUACUACGACCCAGGAGGAACGCAGACCAAUGUCAUUUUAAGCAGACUUUAUCCCCCGAAAGGCCUCCUCUUUGCUUUCCUUUGGCCUACACUCAUGUUUACUGGUGGAUGUCUGAUUAUUGUUCUGGUAAAAAUUAGUCAGUAUGUUUCCGUUCUUUCUGCUUGGCAGUAGAAAAUAAGUAUCUAGCCUAGAUUGUUGCAAGAUAUUAAAGUGCCUUUGUUCUGCC
This is a messenger RNA of Harpia harpyja (harpy eagle), 913 nucleotides long. It is a transcript of the gene KCNMB1, whose product is annotated as potassium calcium-activated channel subfamily M regulatory beta subunit 1. Gene Ontology annotation, cellular component: voltage-gated potassium channel complex; membrane. NCBI's taxonomy places the organism in Eukaryota, Metazoa, Chordata, Aves, Accipitriformes, Accipitridae. Gene Ontology annotation, biological process: potassium ion transport; detection of calcium ion. Gene Ontology annotation, molecular function: potassium channel regulator activity; calcium-activated potassium channel activity. The transcript has 4 exons. Bases 256 to 858 code for a protein of 200 amino acids. The record is from RefSeq and is a predicted model, not a curated record.